AUGGUCAAGCCCCCGCCAGAGCCGGGCGAGGAGCUGUGCGAGAGGAUCGGCGUCACGGCGAAACUGGACGGCGACGAGUGGCUCAGAACGGCAGGAUGGCGGCAGAGCGUCAAGAGGGGCGAGCUUAUGGCCCUCAAGGACGUGCUCAAAGCGUGUUGCGGCUUCAGAAAGAUCAGGUACACCGCGGACUCGUCGUACGUUGUCAGAGGCGUGGCGAAGCUGCAGGCCGAGAGCGUCCUCAGCGCGCAGGAGGCGCUGCAGGCUGUUGUCAACCCGAUCCACCGGUUGGGCAACUCGCUGGCGGACGGCAUCGUGGACGACAUCAUGGAGCAGGUGCAGGUGCCGUGGGCACAGGUCAAGUCGGUCGGCUUCGCCGAAGGUAUGGUCGGGCUGAUCAGGGACCGCGCCUCCGCCACUCUCAUGGCCUCCAAUGAGAUCGAGCCGUCCCAAGCGCCCAGCGUGAAGAUCAGAAAGGAGGCCUACACCAAGAAGAGAAGCUGGGCGAAGCUGCUCGCAGAGACGAGGCACAGCAUCGCCUACGACGUGAGCGUGAAGCACUACAGCCGAUUGAGGCGUGGCUCGAGGGUGCUCAUGUCGGCUGCAGACGCGUGGCCGCAGGUCGGGAACCAGGAGGCGCCCGAGAGCCACACCGUCGUCUUCGACGGGGCGCUGAAGCUGCACUGCUGCACGAAGUGUGGGUGCAUCGGCAGAGAGGACGUGCGCAAGCACGUGGCGAGGUGCGACGAGCAGGCGAGACAGAUGGGCAGGCAGAGCCUGUCACGCAUCAAGAAG
Molecule: messenger RNA, 792 nt
Organism: Prorocentrum cordatum
Lineage: Eukaryota; Dinophyceae; Prorocentrales; Prorocentraceae
Source: the annotation of a GenBank genome assembly